ACACCCCCGAACUCAGAACUCCUCCUACUUAACUUGCUCGCACUAUUAGAAACAGCUGACCAACAAAGAAGAAAAUAAAGAUUUUAGGAAAUUGGAAAAGUUAGACGGAAGAAAAAUCAACGAUGGACUAUUCAUCGCUGUCGACGGCUCGUUAACGAACAAUUUUCUUUGCAAACAUUGGAUACGUCAUGGCUAGGUUAGGAAGCUAGCUAGCGAAAUUGUAAGUCUUAACGAGCAAAUGUUAGCUUGCUAUGGUUCUAGCAACACAACCGUAACCAUACUUUCUGAACUGCCGAGCAUGACCACACUGCUGUGCUCUUAUGUAUAAAAAAUUGGGAUCUGGUAUAUUUUUAUUAUCGGGCAUUUUGUUACACUUUAUAUUACAACUAUAUUCUUAUACAAAAAAUAAAUAGGUCAAGGUAGCUUGCUGCCUAAUUACAGAGCUUAUGGGUCAAGGAACAGCUUAGGUAUUGAAUUGGCGCAUGCCAGCUAGCUACAGUACGCUUUAUCUAAUGUCAUUGACAAUUCAAUUGCCAAUUUAAUUGGCAUACUCACGCUCGAGAUGAUUUGUUGUGUACAACGAUCGGGCGCAGUGCAACCCAUCUAAAUGUACUUCGACGUUGACCUGCAAUUGUACAAAUUAACACCAGUGCUAGCUAACUUUUUAUGCAUUAGCUAAAGCUAGCUAAUGUACCUGAUAGCAGAAACCAGACAAAGCAACCAGACAUUGCUACGUAGCUAGCUAUGUUACAUGUCAAGUCAGCUUUGCAUAGCCUUUUACCUCCUACUAUCACGUUAAAGUUAGUCUGUUGGUUAAAUUGACCCACCGGCUAUCUAAUAUGUUUGGUGGAUAGCUAGUUAUUAAUCAUAGCUAAAACAUACUUCAAUAAACCUUGUCCGCUUUCUAGCUGGACUGUUUGCCAAGCGAAACUGAUGUGUUCAGCUGUCAGCGCUGGUUUGGUAGCUAUUUAGCUAACUUGGCACACACAAAGUAAAUAGCAGAUGAAUGCAACUCCCACAGAAACGGCUAGGUAGGUAAAGCUCUAGUGGCUACGUUGCUAGCUGUUUAUACUUAAAACACAGUUCCGUUUAUAGGAGUUUGUAAAAUAAUGGCAUUCCAUAGUACGGGUCGGCAGGCGGUGUGUAGUAACUUGUUCCCUGGCUCUGAGUUAGGCCUUAAGUAUUUCUGCGUCAACACAUCCACUGGAGGUACUUCCACGGGCCUCAGUGCAACACCGAAUCUGACUGGCCCCACUGCCCCGGCGGGGACUCCUCGCCACCCUACAUCUCUUGGGGGAAGCACCGGCGGCGGUGCUGCUGUACCUCAGCCUUAUAGUAACCCAGCCAGUGAAGUGCCAAGCCCAGCCGAAAUGGAGCCGGAUCGCCCAAUCGGUUAUGGAGCAUUUGGUGUGGUCUGGUCAGUAACUGAUCCUCGUGAUGGAAGGAAAGUGGCUCUAAAGAAAAUGCCCAACGUCUUCCAGAAUCUGGUUUCCUGCAAGAGGGUCUUCAGAGAAUUGAGGAUGCUAUGCUUUUUUAAACAUGACAAUGUGUUGUCAGCCCUGGAUAUUCUGCAGCCUCCACAGAUUGAUUGCUUUGAGGAGAUCUAUGUGAUAACAGAGUUGAUGCAGAGCGACCUUCACAAGGUCAUAGUGUCACCACAGCCCCUCACCACCGACCACAUUAAGGUCUUCCUUUACCAGAUCCUCAGAGGGCUGAAGUACCUACAUUCUGCAGGAAUUCUGCACAGGGACAUUAAGCCUGGAAAUCUGCUUGUCAACAGCAACUGUCUUCUUAAGAUCUGUGAUUUUGGGCUGGCUCGUGUGGAGGAGCCAGACCCCUCGCGUCAUAUGACCCAGGAGGUGGUGACUCAAUACUACCGGGCGCCCGAGGUGCUGAUGGGCAGCCGCCAUUAUGGCUCAGCCAUCGAUGUGUGGUCAGUGGGAUGCAUCUUUGCUGAGCUGCUUGGCAGACGCAUCCUGUUCCAGGCCCAGAGCCCCAUCCAGCAGUUGGACCUAAUCACUGACCUGCUUGGCACCCCACCUCUCUCUGCCAUGGUAUCUGCUUGUGAAGGAGCCAGGGCCCACAUCAUGAGAGGACCACACAAACCGCCCUCGCUCUCAGUGUUGUACAUGCUGUCAGACGGUGCAACCCAUGAGGCAGUGCACUUGUUGUGUCGGAUGCUGGUCUUUGAUCCUUCUAAGAGGAUCUCUGGCAGUGAUGCUCUCUCCCACCCGUAUCUGGAUGAGGGCCGAUUGCGUUACCACACCUGCAUGUGCCAGUGCUGCUACUCUGUACCCAGUGGCCGUGUGUACACACGUGACUUUGAGCCUCCUGCCGACAGGCCUUUCAGCCACAGCUACGAACACAGUCUGCUCUCUGUCUGGCAAGGCAAAGAGCUCAUCCAUCGCUUCAUAACUGAGCAUCAGCAAGGGAAACGAGUGCCACUAUGCAUCAACCCCCAGAGCGCGGCUUUUAAGACCUUCAUUAGGUCUACUGCUUGGCAUUCCUCAAAGGUCUCCAGGAAGGAGGAGAGAUGAAAGAACGUAUUGUGACCAAGAUGAAUCAUGGAAAAUGCAUACUAGAACGGGGUUAUUGAUUUUGAAAAUGACGAAGAUUGAUUUGGAUCUCUUUGGGAGGGAGCUUUGAUGGAAGGAUCAUGCCAGUCUAUCAAAAAUCAGACUAAUGGCUAUACGAUCAUAGCAAACACUUACCAAUACCACAUUUCCUUUCAAAACUAGUCUCUAAAGAAAUACAUUUUACAAUAGUGAAGACUUAACUUCUUGCUACUUAAGACUGCAAAUCUAAAGUGUAAAGAUGCUGCUGACCUAAAAGGAAUUUUGAAAGAAAUAGAAAAAAGCUGAAUAAUUAUUGAGAAGUGUAGUGAUAGUAGACCUGAGUCUGCUUGCACCAAUGUGGCUGAUAUUAGAGGAGGAAAGUUAUUUUAAUUAUUUGUUAAAUUGUUUGCUCCAUGUUCAAGUAAUUCCAGCCUUGUGCAAUAAGGAACACCUCAGCCACUAUACUGAAUGACAGAUGCGUGUAGACCAGACCCCAACCUUUCCACUUCAAAAAUAUUUUGUUUGAUGGGAUUUAAAAACGAAUUACAUAAUUAUUUAUGUUGUGUUUGACUAAAUCCCCACUUUCACCAAGCGUGAUGCAUUUUGCAUCAAAUAUAACAUGGCUGUAGCCCUUUGCGGUGAUCAUGAACACGAUUGUAUUUAGUGAUUCAAAUUACUUCAGCCUCAUGUGAGAUUAAUUUCUAUCCUCCAUUAUAAAAGGUAAAAAUCUGAUCGAAAAUGAGAAAUGAAUCAAUCAAAACCUGUAUUGGGGGCAUUGGUGGGUAAAAUGAACUAUGCUAGCUCAAAUGACCAAACGUUUAUUUUAUUUGGGGGGGGGGGGGGGUUGCGGCGUCAUGUAUGAUUGUGUGGUGUUAUAUUAUCUAUUUAUUGUAUUUGUAUUUUCUAGCAUUAGUGGCAGUAGACAGUACUUUGAGAUUAUUCUUAAAUCCUGUUGUGUUGAGUGAAUACUGAGCACACUUUGCUUCAGUUAUCUUUAUUAUUACCUCAACAACUUCUGAGAUCAAGAGGGGGAGCCAGUAAACACUGGGUCUGUAUAUAGAUGGAACAAGCUCAACUACUGUGUACUGUGAUGUGAUGUAAUUCCUUUGAAUGAAAUCACACAGUUCUUUAUGGGAUGGUCUCAAAUCAUCCCCUAAACCAUCACAACUUUUGUGAAGAGGACAGUGAUUAGUCAAGAGGAAUCCACAUGGUAACAAUGACAGCUGGCCCUCUGAAAGGCAAGGUAUAACUGUUCAUACUUCAGAAACCUGUCCAGAUGUACCUCCAGAAAUGCACAUGCUGGCAUUUUUCGUUAUGUCUCACCCUUGAAGGAGUGGGAUUGAAGAAAGUUCAAUUGUUUGCUGCUUUUUUUUAAAUUAUAUUUUUAAUUCAGUUUAAGGCUCAGGUGGCCCAUAGCAGACUGUGAAAACUGACAAUACAAGCACCGGAUGUUCACCAACAAGCAAGAGUGUGCCUAACCCAAUAAGUGGAACCACAGAGCUGUGUAUGUUUUACACAAGUUGGGAUUUACAUCAUAAACAGUUCCUAUGGCAGUCUUUCUCCAGUUACAGAUAGAAGUUCUCUCUUAACCACAGUAUUCAUUUUAACAUUAUUUGACCAUCAAACCUCAUUGUUGGAUGUACCUGGCUCAUAGCUGUGUUUAAAAAAAUAUUUCAACCUAAACCAUUCCACCACUCGAGGCCAUUGAGGAGUGUUAGAAUGUUACAAAUGUUUGCAUGUGCAUAUUAUGAUCUAAACAGAGAAAUUGGAUUUGAAUGCUGUUGAGUGUUCAGUGGUAGUAGUCAACACUGACAACCCUUCAUUUUUAUAAUUUAACUUAACUUGAUCUUUGGCCAUUGUUAUAAUUUAUGUUUGUGAUGUGAUCCCUUAUUUUGCCCUUUUGUUGGUUAUGCAAUGUUGAACUUUUGUUAGUAGAAUUUUAGAAUAGAACGCCAGGGUUGGUUCCUUCGACUCCAAUGCAUCCUCUCUAAACAUUAGAUAUCUUUGGUAUGUUUGUGUGAAUAGAAUGUGAAUCAAUCGUUUUCCUUUGUUUGGAUUUUGUCAGUAGGUGUAAGGGAGAAAUGGAAAGCAGUUAAAGUGCUUUGUUGUUAGAUAGGCAUGGGGGAGCGGCAGUUCACCUGGUAAUCUAUAUUGUGUAGACUUAAUUCAAUAAAAGUAUUUGUGUUGAUUAUGAAUAUAAAACCAAUGUUGAAUACUGCUGUUUUGAAAAUGUUUAGUUCCUUUUAUUUUGUCAUUUUUUGAAAAAGAUUUUGACUUGUUCCCAACAAAUACUUGAAUUUCUUAAAACAUUUCUAGAAUAAAGAGUAGGUAAAUUAAUAAAUAGUCCCUGGAGAAUAUAUAUUAGAUUUUUAAUUGUGUUACACUGCUUUGUUUAUUUGUACAACAUUUUCCUUCAAACACAUUAACCAGUUGUCAUCUGAGGCA
Molecule: messenger RNA, 5000 nt
Organism: Osmerus eperlanus (European smelt)
Lineage: Eukaryota; Metazoa; Chordata; Actinopteri; Osmeriformes; Osmeridae
Gene: nlk1
Product: nemo-like kinase, type 1
Exons: 11
Coding region: 1110-2537 (475 amino acids)
Biological process (GO): intracellular signal transduction; protein phosphorylation
Cellular component (GO): nucleus; cytoplasm
Molecular function (GO): ATP binding; MAP kinase activity
Source: RefSeq, a predicted model, not a curated record